CAAUCUUUCUCUUUCCUGUCUAUCUCGUUCUAUAUUAUCAUCAUGUCUCUUGUCAAGUCACUCAGUACCACCGCCGAGCUGCAAACUCUGCUCACUGCUUCUCCGACCCGUCUAGUCGUCAUCGACUUCAUGGCAACCUGGUGCGGGCCCUGCCACCAGAUAGCGCCCCUGUUCGAGUCCCUCUCCAAGCAAUACAAACACGCUGCUUUCGCCCGUGUGGAUGUAGAUAGGAGCCAGGAGAUCGCGCAGAUGUUCAAGGUCACUGCUAUGCCGACCUUUGUCUUACUCAAAGGAGGUCAGGAAGUCGGCAGGGUACGAGGUGCCAGUGCCGGACAGUUGCAACAGAUCGUCGCCGUUCAUGCAGGGCCUGCUCCUCCGAGCGCAACAGCCUCGAGCUCCGGCGACAGCUCGAGCAAAGGCAAGGACGACCUGGUGGACACCGUCUCCCUGUUAGAGUUCCUGGACCCUUCGCAGUUGAACUGCCUUAAUGAGGCAGAGCAGCAUGGGAUCAAAGGGGUUAUUAGUAAUAAGGGAAAGAACAAGAGCGGGGCGUGGUUGGAGAGCGAUGCGGAUGAGGAGCUGUUGUUGAACAUUUAUUUUAACCAAGCCGUGCGCGUACGUGGGCUUGUCAUCCAGGCGAAAGAACUUCCCCAGGGCCCGAAGAAGAUCAAGCUCUUUUUGAACAAGCCUGCUCUCGGAUUUGAGGAUGUCGAGGACGUCGAGGAGGCGGAAGCCGCGCAGGUCCUGGAGGUUACUGAGGAGAACCUGGCGGGGAAGCCGAUCAUCCUCCGAACUGUGAGGUUUACAAGGGUGACCAGUCUACAUAUUUUUGUCGCCUCAAAUCACGGUGACGAGGACACGACCCGCAUUGAUGCGAUUGACAUAUUCGGCAUGCCUGUUGAGACGACCAAUAUGGGCAAUUUUAAGAAGACGGAGGAAGUCUGAACGGAAUCCUGCUUUCUUCAUCCUGCUCAUACCCACACGACAUGACCUGUAUUACUUGAUUAACAAGAAGCCUAUUUGGCAUACAA
Dacryopinax primogenitus is the source of this 1031-nucleotide messenger RNA. Its product is annotated as DUF1000-domain-containing protein. NCBI's taxonomy places the organism in Eukaryota, Fungi, Basidiomycota, Dacrymycetes, Dacrymycetales, Dacrymycetaceae. Bases 43 to 945 code for a protein of 300 amino acids. The record is from RefSeq and is a predicted model, not a curated record. The transcript has 5 exons.